UCAUUUGAUCAACAUAAUCACUCCGGAGAUGUCUUGACUUAAAGUCCACACAGCUCUCGGUAGUGUAUAUCGGGGAGAUCUGUGUUGCAUCUUCUGAAGAAAUACGCAUUUUUGUUACUCGUCUAAACCUUAAGGGGAGUUUUUAGCUUUUGGUCAGCGAGUGGUUCCUGGAAAACAUCUGAAUCGUUUUAUAACCAAACACAGCUGCCGUGCCAGUGUAUGUGUGUGUGCGUGACAGUGUGUAUGCGUGUGUUCAUCCGUAUGUGGAAGAGGGAGAGAGAGUGAGGGUAUCUGUUUGCUUCCCUUUCCAAAACGGAAAGAAAGAAAAAAGUUUGGAAGUCUUUUUCUCCCAGUAACUUUUUUUAGGCAUGAACGCCGAGACGUGCGUCUCAUACUGCGAUAUGACAUCCAUGGAUUCAUAUUAUAGCCCCUCUGCACCGCAAGGUAGGGAUCAUCCGACGAACCCGUUUAGGACAUUCCAAGUAAGUGACACCAAAUACAGCCCCACUUUCCUGCCAAACAAAGGUCAGGCUUACGGAGAAAAGUCUCGGAGCCCAUUCCAACAGGAGUGUCAGUCAUUGGAUGUCACCACUGGGGAAGGCACCUUUAACAAAUACCACCUCUUCAUGCAGAGGUCUUCUUGCAAAACCCCCCCUGAAGGAGGCAAACUGCACCAAGAAAGCGGACACAACGGAGCGCUCAUUCCCUGCUAUGGUAAAGACAGCUCAGGACUGACAGACUCUGACCUGACCCCAAACUCUGACCCCUCUGGGAUGGACGGCAGCUACCUGAGUGUGAAGGAUCAAGGCGUGAAGGGCCCCUCGGACCGACCAGGCUCGGACAUGGCCGGCCCCAUGGACAAGGGCGAGGGUGAGAGCAACAAGGGCAAGAAGAGGCGUAACCGCACCACCUUCACCAGCUACCAACUGGAGGAGCUGGAGAAGGUCUUCCAGAAGACCCACUACCCAGACGUGUACGCCCGCGAGCAGCUGGCCCUCCGGACUGACCUGACUGAGGCCCGGGUACAGGUGUGGUUCCAGAAUCGCCGAGCCAAAUGGAGGAAGAGGGAGCGCUUUGGUCAGAUGCAGCAGGUCAGGACACACUUCUCCACGGCGUACGAGCUGCCUCUUCUAGCCAGACCUGAGAACUAUGCACAGAUACAGAACCCAUCAUGGAUUGGUGGCGGCAGCGGAGCGUCUCCUGUACCAGGCUGUGUAGUGCCCUGUGACUCAGUCACAUCCUGUAUGACCCCUCACCCUCACUCUGGCAGCGGCGUAUCUGACUUCCUGGGCGUCCCGAACCCUGGGGGUCACAUGGGACAGACACACAUGGGCAGCCUGUUUGGGGGUCCUGGCAUGGGGUCAGGGAUCAACGGGUACGAUCUGAACAGCAUGGACCCAGACCGCAAGUCCUCCAGCAUCGCCGCCUUGCGUAUGAAGGCCAAGGAGCACAGUGCAGCCAUCUCCUGGGCAACAUGAUGCCUCAACAGCAGCAGGACAGGGGCCUCUGGGAACCCCACCACGUCCAAACCAAGCCAAAGCAGAGAGGGGGGCCAGUCUGUGCUACUAUAACAGAAAUAUUGAUAAUCUAAAAUAAUAAUGAUGAUAAAAGCCAUAAAAGCCAUAGCAAAUUGCUGAAGAGGAGAGAAAAGAGACUAACAAAUCUGGACAGUGAACCUCUUUACUUUGUGUCUCUGAUGGGAGAGACCAGUGGACAUCAGAGAUGAACAACAGUCAGUCAGUCAGGUAGUCAAAGCUUGAGGUAAGAAGCAGGAAAUCAAGAAUCAGACCUAUCUUUGAAGAGACAAAUGAAUUGGUUGCUUGUUGGAAACAAUGUGCUGGGUAUACAGUAGCUAUAAACUAUAACACAACAAAAAUAACAAAAAAAGCAGAAUAGAUUUGAACCAAUCCCUGCACUUAUUCAGUUAAUACAGGUAAUGCUGUUUGUACAGAUAUUGAGAUGCGUCUGCUAACACACCUGCUAGUGAGAGUCAACACAGCUUUUUCUGUUCAGGUGUUAUUAUACUUUCUUGUUUUCCGGUAUUUAAAUUUGAAGUGUGUAUUUUUAAUUCAUUUUGAUCCUGGUUUUGUCCCAGAAUCCCUUGUCCCUUUCUGUCAGACUGUGUGCAACUAUUCUCUCCACAUAAACUGAUAUUCACAUAUUUACAUACAUUCGGCCUGAUUUGGGUCUGUGUGUACGUUUGGGUUUCCUAAGGUCAUUUUGGUCAGCUUCACUUCAAGGAGAGGGGUGUAGGUAACGGUCAAGCCCAAUGCCGAUCCAUCUCCGUCAGAUUAACUGAAAGAAUGCUGAUAAAAUCAGUCAUAUUCUUCAGUUUGGGAAAGGGGUAAACCAUUUCAAAGGUAGCUUACUGUUUCUGGUAUGCAUGGUCAGCACUAGCAUAGUUUCGGUUGUUGCUACCUUCCAACAUUUAAAUGUCAGAUAUCAAUCCAGGUUUGUUUAAGUGCGGGCAGACAGAGAGCCCUACUUGCACCGCUGAUGAGCCAUCACUGAGCCAGAGAUGGAUGGGGAUGAGGAAGUGGUGUGUGUGUGAGUAUGAGAGAGAGGCACAGCAGGCCUGCUGGGGCCUACAGGUCUGAGAGCACCAGACAGGCUCAGCUCUGUUUGCAGGAGGAGAUUCAAAGUGGACAUGCCAUUUCCUCCCUUGGCAUUUCCUCACCUCACAUUUCCACCUAGGGAGUUACAGGAAAAGUGCCCUCCAGUCCCAUUGCCAGAGAUAACACCCAGCUGCAGCCUUGAACAGCAGAGAGGCAGUGUAGAUUAUACAGAUUAUGCAGUUUUUGUAGAUUAUACAGUUAUUGAGGGGGAUAAUAAAAUGCUGACUAACGCCAUCAAUGUUGACCACUGUCUCUUUUCAUGCAAAGCCUCACCCCCCCAGGCAACAACCGGAUCCCCUGUCCCUUCACCUCAGUGUGGACAUGGAACAAUGCGGGGGGCAAACUGGCAUCCGUGCUUUCGAUGGCUCCAUGUCACGAUUUGCGGAGGUGACAGAAAUACUAGACGUGUUCCAUCAUCUUAUGCAUUAUGGGCUUUCUGUUUGCCCAAGGUUCCCAUUUGGAUCAAGUCAAAACAAAAGGUCUCAUAGAUUUGAAGCCAAAUAGGAUACCCCAUGCACCUUGAGCAGAGAAUCCAUCUCUAAUUCUGUAACACAAGCUUCAUUAUUUCUCCUUUCACUUGGUAGCUCUGCUAGGAUAUAGUGUUAUGUACGAUCCAGGAUGAACUGUCAACAUCUACAAACAGUGGAUCAGAAACCCUUUCCAAAUGACAACUCAGAUUGGAUCCAGUUUUACAUGGCAGUUCAAGUCUAAUGCAUGAACAUACUGCUGACAACAUGGCUUGUCUCUCAGUGGUUGGAGGUGCUCCUCUGAGAUCUGGAGAUGGGGCCCCUGUGCUCUCAUAGGCCGCUCUAAGGGGUUGCUGGGAGGGCGAACGGGCCACGGCGUUCCGGUGUUCUAGGAAAAGGACAGUGCACACAGCUGUGCUCAGGGGAUAAAUGCAAAACAAACAUGCCUCGCACAUGCUUCCCCUCAGCUGUCAUGGCUCCAUUUUCAAAGAAGCCCCCACACUGCACUAGGGCUCUCCCUCUCGCUCCUCUGGCCGAAUGCCUGCCCCUCCGGCACUACGGCCAUACACAGCCAGGCUGCAGCCUUUUUAAUUAACACUGGGACAUCUGUGGACAGGGAUUCUUUCUGGGAUUGUGUGACAGAACAGACAGAGCCGCCUGUGGCCCUGUGCUUCAGGUUGGCCUAUAGCUGUCCCUGACUAGGGCUUGGGGGGUUUAUAGUGCUGGGUUGGGUGCUUCUCAGAGCUCAAACACACAUGAAGCUCAGGUCGACACAGUUGAUUUGUUUACCGUUUUCGUCAUGUUUUUGAAAACAUUUUAAUUUCUUUAUUUAUAGACAUGUUCUGUUAUCUGCAGUUCUCUAUUGAUUGAAAAGGACAAAAUCGAAAGCUCAGUGUUAAAGACUGCAGAAACGUACAAGCCCAUAUGAAGCCUUCUUGGAUGAAUCACAGGUUAUUAUGUAAAUGUUCACUUUUUCAUCUACUCUAAUCGAGGCACAGCUUGCCUUAGGUCCUUAACUGAUCAGAUAUGCAGAAUUUAAGUCGUUGCGAAACAGCUUGUAUAUCAGCUCAUCCUGUUGUAGCCUGCAGGGGUCCCAGUCUGUCCCUCGGUGAUGAUGUCACCUUUCACACGACCCCUAUCAUUUUUAAUACUACUGAAGCAGGGCAAUAAAAAUAAGUAAAUACUUAUAAUAUAAAACUGUGUGUUGUGUGUGCAUGUAAAAACAUUUUUUUUGUAUGUAAAUUGGACUGAUUUACAGUAAUUUACAAAGACCCUUGAAAUGUUACUAAUUUGAUGUAAAGUUUUGCGUUAUCUUUGUGAGAUACUUGUGGGUUGGUUUUUGAGUGAUCCUUCUGAAGGGGGUGGGUGUUCUUGGUUUUUGAGUGAUCCUUCUGAAGGGGGUGGGUGUUCUUGGUUUUUGAGUGAUCCUUCUCAAGGGGGUGGGUGUUCUUGGUUUUUGAGUGAUCCUUCUGAAGGGGGUGGGUGUUCUUGGUUUUUGAGUGAUCUUUCUGAAGGGGGUGGGUGUUCUUGGUUUUUAAGUUUCCAAGUAUUUUGAAAGAGUUUUUGUGGCUUUAAGCUAUAUUGUACGGCUUUUUAAUUAAUGAUGGUAUACUUUUACUUGUGUUACUGUUCUCAUAUAUACUUUGUGUGAGUUACUAUAGUACAGUAAGUUAUUGCACUUACAUAUUUUAGAAAAUUGUUUUACAAGCAUUGAGAGCAAAACCGUUGUUCAUCACAUACUUAUUUUUUAAAACAGCAUCAACUACAAUUUUUAUGGAUAAUUGAAGUGCAGCUUCAAUUGUCACGAAUGAUUUCAUAUAGUUACCGCCAAUUCUUUAAAGGUCCAGUGCAAGUCCAAAACGUGAUUUCCCUGGUUUUACAUAUAUUUCCUGAUGAGGUUGGAAUAAUACUGUAAAGUAGUGAAAAUGAUAAUUGCCUUUUAAUGCGAGAGCAGUUUGAAAAGACCGCCUGAAAUUUCAGCCUGUUUUGUUGGGAUGGAGUUUUGGCCUGCCUGGUAUAAAAUGAGUUAGACCAUUAAGAAAGAGAGCGCCAACCCGCUCUGCCAAUUUCAGCUGAUGUUUAGUUCUCCCCAUUCAGACCACUCCCAGACAGUCUGGCAAAAUUCUUGCUUGAGAAAGUUCUCUUUGCUAAGAAGUUGUUUCUUUUUGACCAUUUAUAUUGAAAUCAUAUUAAGAAACUUCAUUGCUACCCUGAAAUUAUUUUACAUUGCGAUUAAAAAGGCUGCAUUGGACCUUUAAACAAACAAUAAAACACAUUUAGUCAAAGAGCUCAGAGCUCAAUAUUUCACCAUUUUUCUAUGCUGUUGUGGGAAUGAUGCUACUGCAGAAGGAUUCCUACUCUCACGGAAACAUCCUACAUUUAAAGACUGGGGAUGUUUUUAGGAUGGCAAGACUCUCAGAGGAGUCAUUAAGAGUAGCAGUUUUUACAAUAUCCUCAGCAAUGGGUAACAUCUGACCAUAAUAACAUGUGUGGAGAUUUUGGGGAUUCUGGUGUUGUUCUGUUUAUACUGAUGUCUAUAUAAUUAGGAUGGAGGGGUGGGAGGGCCAUCAAUAAAAAUCUAGAGGGUUCCAAA
Molecule: messenger RNA, 5675 nt
Organism: Oncorhynchus mykiss (rainbow trout)
Lineage: Eukaryota; Metazoa; Chordata; Actinopteri; Salmoniformes; Salmonidae
Product: homeobox protein aristaless-like 4
Biological process (GO): regulation of transcription by RNA polymerase II
Molecular function (GO): DNA-binding transcription activator activity, RNA polymerase II-specific; RNA polymerase II transcription regulatory region sequence-specific DNA binding
Source: RefSeq, a predicted model, not a curated record